AUGGGAGAGAAGCGUAUAAUUCGUAUUGCAGGCAGACGUUCAAAGUUGGCUGUUAUUCAGUCUGAGCAAAUCAAGGCCUUGAUAGAAAGUAAGUUUCCGGAUGUCGAGUGCCCAGUGUUAGCAGUUCACACGUUGGGUGAUCAUGUUCAAUCUAAGCCACUCUAUUCGUUUGGUGGUAAGGCGGUGUGGACAAAAGAGCUAGAAGAUCUUUUGUACAAGGAAGAUGAUACUCGUAUUGACUUGAUAGUCCACUCUUUGAAAGACAUGCCUACUCUUCUUCCUGACGGCUUCGAAUUGGGUUGUAUCACUAAAAGAAUCGAUCCUACUGAUGCAUUGGUUAUGCCUAUUGGUUCUCCAUAUAAAAACUUAUCCGAAUUGCCAGAUGGUUCGGUUGUUGGUACUUCUUCUGUUAGAAGAUCCGCUCAAUUAAAAAGAAGAUUCCCAAACCUUAAGUUUGAAAGCAUCAGAGGUAACGUUCAGACCAGACUGACAAAGCUGGAUGAUCCGGAAACACCUUUCAAAUGUAUUGUCUUGGCCAGUGCAGGUUUGAUAAGAACUGGUCUCGAAUCUAGAAUUACUGAACGCUUUGAUUCUGAUACUAUGUGCUACGCUGUUGGACAAGGUGCUUUGGGUAUCGAGAUCAGGAAAGGAGAUGAAGAAAUGAAGAAAAUUUUAGAUGAAAUAUGUGAUAUUCCAACAACCAUUUGCUGUUUAGCUGAACGUUCGCUUCUAAGGACUUUGGAAGGAGGCUGUUCUGUUCCUAUUGGUGUUGUGUCCAACUUUGAUGAAUCCAAAAGAUUAUUGACUUUGAAGGGUAUUGUCAUUAACGUUGAAGGUACUGAAUGGAUAGAAGCUGAACAUAGCGUUACAAUCUCAGACGAAAGAGAAGAUAGUAUAAACUGCGGUAAGGCUUUAGCUGAACUACUUCUCGAAAAGGGCGCCCAAAAGAUUUUGGACUCGAUCAAUCUUGAUAAAAUCGCUUGA
Molecule: messenger RNA, 984 nt
Organism: Kluyveromyces marxianus DMKU3-1042
Lineage: Eukaryota; Fungi; Ascomycota; Saccharomycetes; Saccharomycetales; Saccharomycetaceae
Gene: HEM3
Product: hydroxymethylbilane synthase
Exons: 1
Coding region: 1-984 (327 amino acids)
Biological process (GO): heme biosynthetic process
Cellular component (GO): cytoplasm
Molecular function (GO): hydroxymethylbilane synthase activity
Source: RefSeq, a predicted model, not a curated record